AUGAAGUUCUUCGUAGUAUUCGCUCUCCUCUUGGCUUCGGCCUACGCUUCGCCAACUAUUUUCCAAAGGGAACUAGUUGUUCCCGUUUUGGAUGACAACGUCGAGGGACGUAUUACUAAUGGCCAAACCGCUUCAACUGGACAAUUCCCAUAUCAAGUUGGUCUCUCAUUGAAAGUGAGCUCUACUUCGUCAGCCUGGUGCGGUGGUUCUUUGAUUGGUAACAAAUGGGUCCUUACCGCUGCUCAUUGUACCGACGGUAUUUCAUAUGUGACCGUCUACUUGGGUGCAACUUAUCGUACAGCGGCUGAAGCUACAUACACCGUAUCGAGCAGUGAUAUAAUCAUCCACUCUGGCUGGAACUCCAAUACGUUGAGGAACGAUAUUUCUCUCAUUAAAAUCCCAUCAGUGUCCUACACUAGCAGAAUCCAAGCUGUCCCAUUGCCUGCCGUUGCUAGUUCCUACUCCACAUAUGCCGGUGAUUCUGCCAUCGCUUCCGGUUGGGGACGUAUCAGUGAUUCUGCUACCAGUGUGACCAACUACUUGCAAUAUGCCAUCGUGCAAGUGAUUACCAAUGCUGCUUGCGCUGCAACAUAUGGCACAACGUAUGCAACCAGCGGCAACAUUUGCAUCGCCACGACUGGCGGAGUAUCCACUUGCAACGGUGAUUCGGGUGGGCCGUUGGUGUUGCAGUCCUCCGGUCUAUUGAUUGGUGUUACUUCGUACGGUUCUUCAGCGGGAUGCGCUAAAGGUUACCCAGUUGCCUUUACUCGUGUGACCGCUUUCAGGGACUGGAUCAAAACUAAUUCNGCUUCAGCGGGAUGCGCUAAAGGUUACCCUUUCCACACCAUGAAUAUGAAACUACUAACUGUUCUCGCCGUAUGCCUCUUGGGCUGCGCAAUCGCGUCCGCUAGCGAAGUUGAUUGGUCUAAAGUACGUUCGUUAGAUGUCCACCCAGCAAUUCCAGUUAAUCCACGGUUGCCUUAUGACCGUAUUGAAGGACGUAUAACCAAUGGUAUUGUGGCCGAAGAGAAACAAUUCCCUCAUCAAGCCGGUUUAUUGCUGUACCUUUCUAUUGGAGCUGCGUGGUGUGGUGGUAGUUUGAUCUCAGAUCGUUGGAUUUUAACAGCGGCCCAUUGCGCAGAAGGCGCAAUUGGUGUCGACGUGUAUCUGGGCGCCUGGAAUCGUACCGAUAAAACUGAAAAGAACCAGCAGAUCAUCUACUCAUCUGCCAGGAAUAUAAUUGUUCAUGAAGAAUGGGAUGCCUCCUUGUUGCUCAAUGACAUUGCACUUAUUAAGCUGCCAGUUCAAAUUGCAUUCAACGACUACAUUCAACCAAUUGCUCUUCCCAAAAUCUCGUCUACAUACGACACCUAUGCGGGUAAACAAGCGAUCGCUUCUGGUUGGGGAAAGAUUAGCGACAGUGCUAGAAGUGCCACCGAUGUGCUGCGCUGGAUUGAAGUGCCUAUUUUGGAGAAUAGGGUAUGCAACAGAUGGUUCCUUGGCUCGAUAAAGUCAUCAAAUAUCUGCAUCAGAACUACUGGUGGUACUUCUACUUGCAAUGGUGACUCCGGUGGCCCAUUGAUAUACAAUGAUGGUGAGGAAAGCGUCCUGAUCGGUGCCACUUCAUUCGGCAUUUCUUUGGGCUGUGAAGUUGGCUGGCCAGGUGCGUUUACUCGUAUUACAUCAUACGUGGAUUGGAUUAAAGAAAAAUCCGGCGUUGCCAAUGAAUAAAAUGCAGUACUACAAAAAUCUAAAAAAAAAA
This is a messenger RNA of Rhagoletis zephyria (snowberry fruit fly), 1762 nucleotides long. RefSeq names its product transmembrane protease serine 9-like. Lineage: Eukaryota; Metazoa; Arthropoda; Insecta; Diptera; Tephritidae. Gene Ontology annotation, molecular function: serine-type endopeptidase activity. Gene Ontology annotation, biological process: proteolysis. The record is from RefSeq and is a predicted model, not a curated record.